AUGAAUACACUUAUCUGUGCUUUUGUCCUUUUCGCAUUUCUGGCCCCCAGCCAGGCGACUUUCGGGAAAUUGGCGUUGCUUGCAGGAGGUGGCAGUAGUGGCGCCAGUUACGGUCCUAGCUAUGGACCUGGAUAUGGUGGUGGUUACGGUGGCAGUUAUGGUGGCGGUUACGGUGGUUAUGGUGGCGGCUAUGGCGGUGGCUAUGGUAUCACACCGUACUCCAAUGGUGGUGAGAACAUUGUCAAAGUGAUUAAGGUAU
Messenger RNA from Rhagoletis zephyria (snowberry fruit fly), 259 nucleotides. RefSeq names its product shematrin-like protein 2. The record is from RefSeq and is a predicted model, not a curated record. NCBI's taxonomy places the organism in Eukaryota, Metazoa, Arthropoda, Insecta, Diptera, Tephritidae.